Gekko japonicus is the source of this 874-nucleotide messenger RNA. RefSeq names its product ubiquitin conjugating enzyme E2Z (gene UBE2Z). Gene Ontology annotation, molecular function: ubiquitin conjugating enzyme activity; cysteine-type endopeptidase inhibitor activity. The record is from RefSeq and is a predicted model, not a curated record. Gene Ontology annotation, biological process: negative regulation of apoptotic process. The annotation marks the transcript as partial. NCBI's taxonomy places the organism in Eukaryota, Metazoa, Chordata, Lepidosauria, Squamata, Gekkonidae. The transcript is spliced from 7 exons. Gene Ontology annotation, cellular component: nucleus.
CGGAGCCGCGCCCGGAGCGACCUCGGUGGCCGGGAUCCCCCCCUCUGCCGCGGCCGCCGCGGCCGCCGGGGUGCUGCUCUCGCACUCGGCCUUCUGGGACCCCACCACCAGCGGCGACUGGGACGGAGAGAGGCCGAGCGCCGCCUGCCUGCUCCGCAUCAAACGAGAUAUCAUGUCGAUUUAUAAGGAGCCACCUCCCGGAAUGUUUGUUGUGCCUGACCCCCACGAUAUGACCAAGAUUCAUGCGUUGAUCACAGGGCCCUUUGACACGCCUUACGAAGGGGGUUUCUUCUUGUUCCUGUUUCGCUGUCCUCCAGAUUAUCCCAUCCAUCCGCCACGGGUCAAGCUGAUGACAACCGGGAAUAACACAGUGAGGUUUAACCCUAAUUUCUACCGCAAUGGGAAGGUCUGCCUCAGUAUUCUAGGCACAUGGACCGGUCCGGCCUGGAGUCCUGCACAGAGCAUCUCUUCAGUCCUCAUCUCUAUACAGUCCCUGAUGACUGAGAACCCUUAUCACAAUGAGCCUGGCUUUGAACAGGAGCGGCAUCCAGGAGACAGUAAGAAUUACAACGAGUGCAUCCGGCACGAAACGAUCCGAGUCGCCGUGUGUGACAUGCUGGAAGGCAAAUGCCCUUGUCCGGAGCCUUUACGGGGAGUUAUGGAGAAAUCCUUCAUGGAAUAUUACGAUUUUUAUGAGGGGGCGUGCAAAGAGAGGCUCCAUCUCCAGGGACAGACGAUGCAGGAUCCUUUCGGCGAGAAGCGAGGACACUUUGACUAUCAGUCCCUCCUAAUGCGUUUGCAAGGGAUCCGUCUGAAAGUGCAGGAGAAGCACCAGCAGGAGCACCCGGACAUAGACUCAGAGAGCAGCUCUUCC